Caenorhabditis bovis is the source of this 1452-nucleotide messenger RNA. Lineage: Eukaryota; Metazoa; Nematoda; Chromadorea; Rhabditida; Rhabditidae. The record is from the annotation of a GenBank genome assembly.
AUGACAGUCAGCUAUAAUUCCGACGUUUCGUCAGUUUCUUCAACAACAUUUUUCAAAUUGCUCAUACGAUGGAAAGGAUCAAUAUGGAAAAGCGUGUCAUCUGAGCUUAUGCUUUGGACAACAUUCUAUGUUUUCACUGCUUUUGUCUAUCACCUCAUCUUGUAUCCAAAUGGAUCUUAUCACACAUUCAACAAAAUAGCAUAUUAUUGCAACGAAGCGAUCCAAAAGUAUAUUCCAGUCACUUUCAUGCUCGGAUUUUUCGUCACAAUGGUUGUCGAAAGAUGGCGAACGACAUUCAGCAAUAUGGGAUGGAUUGAAAAUUGCGCGCUGACUGUAAAUGCGAUGAUAAGCGGAGAAACUGAAGAAGCGACGUUGAUUCGAAGGAAUAUUGUUCGAUAUUUAGUUUUAUCGCAGAUUCUCACAUUUCGGGAUAUUUCAAUGAGAGUUCGACGUAGAUUUCCAAAUAUGGAUUCGAUUGCAAAAGCAGGAUUUUUAACAAUCGAAGAAGCCGAACAAAUCGAUGAAAUCAAUUUGUCUUACAACAAAUAUUGGGUGCCAAUUAAUUGGGCAAUUUCGCUGUGCAAUAAAGCGAAUAAAGAUGGCCUCGUCGUCAGUUUUCCAGGACACGUGGCAAUUGUUAACGAAAUCAAAACAUUCCGCACAAAUUUGGCAACAAUUUGCAAUUUCGACUGGGUUCCUGUGCCGAUCGCCUAUCCGCAAGUCGUUUUCUUCGCAGUUCGUGUCUAUUUCUGCCUAUGCCUUUUUACAAGGCAAUUUAUUCGAGAUGAAAAGAAAGCUGAAAUGGAUUAUGUGAACCUUUUAGUUCGGCCAAUAAUCACAAUCAUCGAAUUUAUUUGUCUGGUUGGAUGGAUGAAAGUCGCCGAAGCUCUUCUGAAUCCACUUGGAGAAGACGACGACGAUUUCGAAUGCAAUUAUCUGAUUGACAAGAAUAUAUUCACUGGCAUGAAAAUAGUCGACGAGUUCAAUGUCUCGCCGCCAACAAUAUACGACAGCUUCUCGGAUCCGGAUGCUGUUCCGAUAUACUCGGUUGAUUGCCAGAAACAUCAGAAUCUUGGCGAACUCGUCGGCUCCGUGUCGAAUGUUACAUUGGCAAAAACCGACGAGGACAUUCCGAUGGUCCCAGUGGCUCCGCGUAUGUCAAUCGGUGAUUUACACGAUGGAAUGGGAUCGCGACUAUCGUCAGUUCGACGACGAUUCAAUUCUAGCAGACCGAGUAGUAUUCGAGUCGCUCAGGCAAAAUCAUUAAGUCGACAAACUUCGGUUGAAGGCGAAAAUAAUAAAGCGUAUGAGAUCGAGAUUGACGAGAAAUCUGAAUCUCCAGUGCGACCUUCACAAUUCCAUAAAACGCUUUCGAAAGUUGAUGAGCAUGAAGAAUAUCAAGACAAACCUCAAGAGGACACAAGUCCGUCGAAUGUGAUUUCGAAAGUCUAA